AUGAAUAAAAGUACUUGUCCGGGGACAGCAGAGACCCCGAGCGAGCUGUGGAGGCUCCACGGUCUGGCAUGCUCUCAGCUCUUCGUCACAGCCAGACCCGCCUUCAGCUGCAGGAAGGCGUGCUCUGCUCCCGGAGCAGGCUGGAACCCAGCGGCGACCGAGCGCUCCUGCAAGCAGCUCCGAAACCCUAAAAAGAGGUCCCUGCUCGUCGCUCCGCUCCGGGUGCAUCCGAUCCGCGAGGCUCUGAAAACUGAGGAGCGGCCACCGGACGCCCACUGAGCAGGUAGCAGCAUGCAGCCGCCCGCAAGCCUGUGCGGACGCGCCCUGGUAGCGCUGGCUCUUGCCUGCGGCGUGGCGGGAGUCUGGGGAGAAGAGAGAGGAUCCCCGCCUGCCCUGGCCACCUCGCCGCUUCUGGAAACCGAAGAGAAAAUGACGCCACCUACUAAGACCUCCUGGCCGAGGGGGUCCAACGUCAGUCUGCCGUGGUCGUCUGCACCUGCGGAGGCGCCUGAAGGAGGGAGGACGGCUGGAGCCCCGCCACGCACCAUCUCCCCUCCCCCGUGUCAAAGAUCCAUCAAGAUCAAGGAGACUUUCAAAUACAUCAACACGGUUGUGUCCUGCCUCGUGUUCGUGCUGGGCAUCAUCGGGAACUCCACUCUGCUGAGAAUCAUCUACAAGAACAAGUGCAUGCGAAACGGUCCCAAUAUCUUGAUCGCUAGCCUGGCCCUGGGAGACCUGCUGCACAUCGUCAUUGACAUCCCCAUCAAUGUCUACAAGUUGCUCACAGAGGACUGGCCAUUUGGAGCCGAGAUGUGUAAGCUGGUGCCUUUCAUACAGAAGGCCUCGGUGGGAAUCACUGUGCUGAGUCUGUGUGCUCUAAGUAUUGACAGAUACCGAGCUGUUGCUUCUUGGAGUCGAAUUAAAGGAAUUGGGGUUCCAAAAUGGACAGCAGUAGAAAUUGUUUUAAUUUGGGUGGUCUCUGUGGUUCUGGCUGUCCCUGAAGCCAUAGGUUUUGAUAUGAUUACUAUUGACUACAAAGGAAGUUAUCUGCGAAUCUGCCUGCUUCAUCCCACUCAGGAAACAGCCUUCAUGCAGUUCUACAAGACAGCUAAAGAUUGGUGGCUAUUUAGUUUCUAUUUCUGCUUACCACUAGCCAUUACUGCAUUUUUUUAUACCCUGAUGACCUGUGAAAUGUUGAGAAAAAAGAGCGGCAUGCAAAUUGCUUUAAACGAUCACUUAAAGCAGAGACGGGAAGUGGCCAAAACAGUAUUUUGCCUGGUCCUGGUCUUUGCCCUUUGUUGGCUCCCUCUUCACCUCAGCAGAAUUCUGAAGCUCACUCUUUAUGAUCAGAAUGAUCCCAACAGAUGUGAGCUUUUGAGCUUUUUGUUGGUAUUGGACUACAUUGGCAUCAACAUGGCCUCCCUGAACUCCUGCAUUAAUCCAAUCGCUCUGUAUUUGGUUAGCAAAAGAUUCAAAAACUGCUUUAAGUCAUGCUUAUGCUGCUGGUGCCAGUCAUUUGAAGAAAAACAGUCCUUGGAGGAAAAGCAGUCAUGUUUGAAGUUCAAAGCUAAUGAUCACGGAUAUGACAACUUCCGUUCCAGUAAUAAAUACAGCUCAUCCUGAAAGAAGGAAUAUUCACUUAAUUUCAUUUUCUUUAUUUUGUACAGAAAUCAUUAAAACAACAUGAAACAUUUGCCAAAAACUAAACAAAAUGAAAAAGCUAUAUGUUUGCACAAAACAAUGUAAAAAUGUAAGAAUGAUUAGUUUAACACCCUUAGUUACACAUGACAUUUUGGGGGCUGUUUACAGCCUGAGAAGAAAAGCAGUGGGAAUUAAGAAAGCCUCAUUGUGAAAGCACUUAAUUUUUCUCAGCACUUCAAUGUAUCUCUUAAUAACUUCCAGCAUAUUCAUACACCACUUAGGUUUUAAAAUGAUUUCACUCAGAAUUCCUAUUAAAGAGGUCUACUUACUAGGAAUUAUUCACAUCGGUGUGAAUCUGAUACAAAGGGAAACUAUAAAACAGAAUUUUUAAAUGAAAUUUAAAUCACUCUAUUUGAAAUUUCAAAAAUUCUUUAAAACAACUUUUUUAUUAACAGUGUCACACCAUUGGUCGGACUGUAAUUGGAUGCAAAAUGUUGAAUGCAGUUUAGCUGGUGUUUUUUUGGAUAUUAAAAUUGUUUAAAUGAUCAAGAGAGAAUGUCAGAAAGAGAAACCAAGGCUAAGUUUUUGAAAAUCAUUAUACUCUUUACAUUCAGAUAAGAUCAACUGUCAGAAAGGGAAAGAUGGAGGUUUGAAUUGCUGUCCCAAAAGACUUCUUCAAAAUUUUCCAUUCACAUACUGUGCAAAGAAAAUACUACCUACAAUUCUUCCAGGAUUAUUAAAGUCAUCUUCUUCUUUCACUAUGGUAGUGUAAACUCUGUUUGUUUAGUUUUGUCACCUGUAAAUACUUAGCUACCUACACUACUUGUAGAUGAUUAAACUAAGGGCAGGCCCCAGAGUCAUUGCUUUACAAUGGAGAGAUGCCAGUGACCCUGUAAUGGACAGAAUGUGAAUUGCCUGGCGCAGUGUCCACAUGGCAAAGGAGCAGGCAGCAUCCUCUCUCACCCAUGCUGUAGUUAAAAUGGUCUCUCACGUAUGUAUAAUAUUAUAGUUAAAAUACUAUUUUUUAAAAUUACACAAAUUAGGCCAUUUAACAGCUACCUGUAAAGCUUAUUACUAAUUUUUAUAUUAUUUUUGUAAAUAACCAGUAGAAAAGUGUUCUUGACAUGGUGCUUUUCUAUCACUUAGAGGCCAAACUGCUUUUUGAGACUGUAAGAAUCUUUUAACUUUGUGCAUGCUUGCCCGAUUUUUUAAUCUCCCCAGCAAAGUGCCUUAGGUUCUCUCAGGAUGAGAUGUGUGUGAAAGUAUGUACAAGAGAAAAUGGGAGAGAGAGGAAAUGAGGUGGGGUAGGAGGAAGCCCCUGGGGACAGAUUCCCAUUCUUAGCCUGAUGUUCGUCAUUGCUCCGUCACAUCAAUGCAAACGGCCCUGAUUCUGUUCCAGCAAAACACAGUGAAAUGUUCUCAGAGUGACUUAAGGAACAAAUUGGGCCCAAGAGCUUUAACUUCAUCUUAAAAUAUAACAGAAUGUCUACUUUUUUUUCUUUUAGUAAGCUGGGCCAUAUGUUGGAAAGAAGUUAGCAAUCUAAUGUGGUAACACAGUAAACCAAAACCCAAUGUGGGGGAAAAGACAGGACAAUAAUUAAUUCACAUGUCACAUGGAUUCUAUUUACAAAUCACCCACAAACCUGUUUAUUAAUUUCUUCCCAAUCACUUUUUCAGAUGCCUGUCAUCAUAAAAGACAUUUCAGAUUUUCAAUUUGAAAUUAACUUUGGGUCACUAAUGUUUUCACAGUUUGUUAA
Galeopterus variegatus (Sunda flying lemur) is the source of this 3398-nucleotide messenger RNA. RefSeq names its product endothelin receptor type B (gene EDNRB). Gene Ontology annotation, molecular function: endothelin receptor activity. The record is from RefSeq and is a predicted model, not a curated record. Gene Ontology annotation, cellular component: membrane. Gene Ontology annotation, biological process: regulation of blood pressure; enteric nervous system development; vasoconstriction. Lineage: Eukaryota; Metazoa; Chordata; Mammalia; Dermoptera; Cynocephalidae.